GGAAGAAUCCCUUUGCUAGAGCCGGGGUGGUGUUUUCCGCCUUGACGAAGAAAGUUGUGCAAAGGCGGGCUGCUGGUUUCUGUAUUCCGAGAAAAUGGACAGCCAGGGAAGGAAAGUGGUGGUUUGCGACAAUGGGACCGGGUUUGUGAAGUGCGGCUAUGCAGGCUCCAACUUCCCAGAGCACAUUUUCCCUGCGUUGGUUGGCAGGCCAAUCAUUCGCUCCACAGCUAAAGUGGGAAACAUUGAGAUCAAGGACCUGAUGGUGGGGGAUGAGGCGAGCGAGCUGCGCUCCAUGCUGGAGGUGAACUACCCCAUGGAGAACGGCAUCGUGAGGAACUGGGAUGACAUGAAGCACCUGUGGGACUACACCUUUGGUCCCGGAAAGCUCAACAUCGACUCGCGCAACUGCAAGAUCCUGCUCACCGAGCCGCCCAUGAACCCAACCAAGAACCGCGAGAAGAUCAUUGAGGUGAUGUUUGAGACCUACCAGUUCUCUGGGGUUUACAUAGCCAUCCAAGCUGUGCUCACACUCUAUGCUCAAGGUCUACUGACGGGCGUGGUGGUGGACUCUGGUGAUGGUGUCACCCACAUCUGCCCCGUGUACGAAGGCUUCUCCCUGCCCCACCUGACCCGACGCCUGGACAUUGCAGGACGGGAUAUCACGCGCUACCUCAUCAAGCUGCUGUUGCUGAGGGGCUACGCCUUCAACCAUUCGGCGGACUUUGAGACGGUGCGCAUGAUGAAGGAGAAGCUGUGCUACGUGGGCUACAACAUCGAGCAGGAGCAGAAGCUGGCGUUGGAGACCACCGUGCUGGUCGAGUCCUACACGCUCCCCGACGGCAGGAUGAUAAAGGUGGGAGGGGAGCGGUUCGAGGCCCCUGAGGCUCUUUUCCAGCCCCACCUCAUCAAUGUGGAGGGAGUCGGGGUGGCAGAGCUUCUCUUCAACACCAUCAAUGCAGCAGACAUCGACACCAGGUAACUCCAUGACAGACUCC
Messenger RNA from Coregonus clupeaformis (lake whitefish), 995 nucleotides. Its product is annotated as actin-related protein 2-A. The coding region runs from base 95 to 979 and encodes 294 amino acids. Gene Ontology annotation, molecular function: actin filament binding. The transcript is spliced from 7 exons. The record is from RefSeq and is a predicted model, not a curated record. NCBI's taxonomy places the organism in Eukaryota, Metazoa, Chordata, Actinopteri, Salmoniformes, Salmonidae. Gene Ontology annotation, cellular component: actin cortical patch; Arp2/3 protein complex. Gene Ontology annotation, biological process: Arp2/3 complex-mediated actin nucleation.